This is a messenger RNA of Microtus ochrogaster (prairie vole), 1279 nucleotides long. RefSeq names its product coiled-coil-helix-coiled-coil-helix domain containing 6 (gene Chchd6). The record is from RefSeq and is a predicted model, not a curated record. NCBI's taxonomy places the organism in Eukaryota, Metazoa, Chordata, Mammalia, Rodentia, Cricetidae. Gene Ontology annotation, biological process: DNA damage response; cristae formation. Gene Ontology annotation, cellular component: mitochondrion; MICOS complex.
GCGUAGUGCGCUGAGCGGCGUCGUCCUGGUUGCUGUGGAACCGGCUCGCGUGGUUGCACGCCCUGCCCGCCUUCUGUCAUGGGCAGCGCUGAGAGCGCCGAGGCCCGAAGGGUGUCCUUCGAGAUGGAUGAGGAGGAGCGGGUCCGGGUGCUGCAGGGCAUCCGGCUGUCGGAAAGUGUGGUGAACCGCAUGAAGGAUUCCUGCCAGCCUUCAGCAGGGCAGCAGCCAGCUCCGGGUCCUGGUCCUGCACCCACUGUCCCUGCACCCACCACCCCUACACCUACCAUUCCUGUGCCCUCCAUGCCUGUGCCUAUUGCUCCUCCGCCUUCUUCACGUGGCCCCCAGGAAGGCGCCUUUAAAGCCCCUCAGACAGACUCCAAAGUGCCCAGGACAGAGAGUGGUGGUGGUAAUCAGCCCUCAGCAGUGAAAGAGGAUCUCAAGAGGUUCCAACAGGAGCAGGCUGCAGUCCAGGAUGAGCUAGUCAAGGUGGCGAAAAAGGAGAAAGAGGCAGCUGAGAAGCACUUGAAGGCAUCACUGCCUAAGAAGCGGGCCAGCCCUAAUCGUGAGCAGCAGCAGUCAGCACGACUGGCCAGGGAACUGGAGAACAGAGAGGCCGAGCUCAGCCGCCGUGACACCUUCUACAAGGAGCAGCAGGGACGCAUCCAGGAGAAGAAUGCCGAAAUAUAUAAACUGUCUUCCCAGCAAUUCCAUGAGGCGGCUUCAAAAGCAGAGAACACAAUAAAGCCCCGCAGGGUGGAGCCUGUGUGUUCUGGCCUACAGGCCCAGAUCCUCCGCUGCUACCGUGACCAUCUGCAUGAGGUACUUCUGUGUUCGGACCUGGUCAAGGCAUACCAGCACUGUGUGAGCACUGCCCGCAAGGGCUAAGGAGCAGCAUCUUUCCUGGAGCCUUGAAGAAGGGACCCAUCAUAAGACCACAGACCCCAGGCCAUGGUCUCUGUACCCUGCAGUUCCCAGCUGGGCAGCCAUAUGCCUCUGAGCAUGGAGCCACCAUGCUUGAGAAACAGUAUGUGCUACUGACCGAAAACAAAUAAAGCAGAAGUCUUUGUUUGCAGUCAUUCACUCACUGGCACCAAGUCACUCUGUUGACUCUGUGUCCAGCCUUCUGUUGGUCACCAAUAACACAGAGCCUCAUAGGACAGACUGCUUCUCUGGGGGAAUACUAGGCCUGGAAGGGGGACAAUAUGAAAACCCAUAACUCCGUGACUGCACAAAAGCCACCACAGAACAGGUAUGAGAAGAAAUAAAGGAUUUUUUCCCC